UAAUAUUUAUUUAUCCAUUGUAGCUUAGUAUGUGAUCUGAUGACGAAGAAAAGCUCAGUGAGCAGCUCCAACACUGACCUACAAUCCCGGAAAUGGACUGACUUCAAGGAGCUAGACUCGCCCAGGUCUCUCCCCACUUACUAUGGGGACGAGGAGUUGCAGCAACAGCAAACCCCGCCUCUCAGCUCAUCUCUGGGGGACGACAACCCUCUGAAGGAGCUCCAGUCCUUUGUCAGCAGGACGAGUAGUUUGGGUAGUUUCAGAAGUGGUGGGUCCAAUGAGGAGGAACAUCUCUACCACCAACCUCUCCAGGAGGAACAACCCUACCACCAUCCUCCCCAGGGAGGGACUAGAGGGUCUGAUAUGGGGGAGAGUGAUGUUGAUGUAAGCUCCUUACCUCUUGAUACUGAUACCCCUAGUGUUCAUAAAAUGUUACCUGAUGACGAUGUUGAUGCUCCGUCUAGAGAGAGUCUCGAGAGGUCCCUGAAUCUUGAUGCAGUUGUAGAGCCGGCCCCUUCUCAAGCAACCCCCGAUAUAUCAAAUGAUGAUACGAGUGAUACAGUUCGGGAAUUUCCAAAGGACCUUGAAAUUUGUAACUCAGAAUUUUUAGAGGCCAAUUCCGAACUCUCGCCAAUCUCUUCGGAUCUAUCAUUGGGUCAGAUAGAGAGUAACCAGGCUGAAGCUGAUAUGGAAGAUUCCCUUGAUUUGUUUCAGGAUGUUAGAAAGAAGAAUACCCGACCAACACCACCACCCCGUCCACCAAAACCUAAAGUACAAGUUACAGAACCUCACCCUCUUAUGCAAAUUAUAGAUCCUGAUCCAGACUUUGAUUUUGGCGAUCCAUUCGCAAAUAAUCAAGAGACAAAAACUAGUCCCGAGUCGUCCAAAACAGGUCUCACUGCAAAGUUAUCCAAGAACUUCAGGAAGAGAUCGAGAUCACCAAAACCAGAGGAAGCAGAUAAUACUUCAACCACUUCAAAUAAUAAAGGUGAGACUAAAGUUGAGACUAAAGUUGAGACUAAAGGUGAGACUAAAGGUGAGACUAAAGGUGAGACUAAAGGUGAGACUAAAGGUGAGACUAAAGGUGAGACUAAAGGUGAGACUAAAGGUGAGACUAAAGGUGAGACUACCAGUCAGGAUGAUGGUUCGAGAGCAGAUACCAUCAGCAUAACAAGUAGUGACACUCCUUCGUCCAGUUCACGUAAACAAAAGUUCAAAGCCAUGAAGAGCCAACUCGCUGCCAAAGCUUACACCAAGUACAAUCAGUACUACGACUAUUACUACAACAAAAACAAGCAGAUAAAAGAAGAGGAAGAAGAAAAAGCGGACCGGGAAAGGAAUUCUUCGGGGAACUCAGAAGGCAGUUUCUGCGAGUUAACAGCGGAGGAAGCGGACCUUAUCCCCAAAAUCGGUAAUCUAGAUUCUGACGCAGAACAUUCAGCGACUGAGUUUGUCGAGGAUGAAACUCAACUCCUCACCGCAAAUGUUACUCCCAAUAAUGAAACUGUGACCCAGUCUCCAGUGUCACCAGCGUCCCCCCAACCCUCUCCUCCAACUUUAACCCCACAUGCUGAGAUAACCUCCCUCUCCAGUCUUCUGAGAUUAAGAAAUCGGUUAAAAUCAUCCUAUCAGAAACAUAUAAUAUACUCCUCCUUAGUGGGUCUACUCAGUAUACUUCUCUACAUCACAAUCUACUAUGUUAACUCAUUCCUACAGGGAUUCAUUCUUGGUGGUUUCAUCCCUUGUUCACUAGCGAUAUUGUUCCUUGUUAUCACUAGAACUCCACCAGAAGAUGAUGAGAUAUCUGGUGCUAAAACUGCACAACAAGUUGAUAGGCUUAGAAAGCUGGGAACUAAAGCUUCUCUCAAGGAUUUCUUCCAAUACACAGAAGCUCAUAAUUUCGGAGAGUUGAGAACUAAAAGUAUGCCCUAUCGCUACUUCAAGCUAAAUGGCUCCAUUAUAGAAGCUUCAGAGCUGAACGCAACCAAAGAGGAAGUGCCUGACCCUCUGAAGUUAUCACCCGCUGAGAUCAAGACAUUCGGUUUGAAGCCUAUCUUUAAAUGUGACAUCUCCGGAUGGCUCGUCUCUAUCGAGGCACCGCCAGGAACCACUAUAACCCCGAAUAACAUGUGGAGGAAGAGAUAUCCUGUAUGGGUACGGAAGAAAAGUUGGCGUACUGAAACUGACGCGUACGAUAGCGAGUACACUGUUAACAGCUUCUAUUUGAUAUCUCCCUACUCCAGGUACAAAGAACAUUGGUAUGAAGCUUUGAGGAGGGCUGUUGACACUACUGAAAUGGACGAUUUAUGUAAAGAAGAGUCAGAAAACUUCCAAGACUUUAUGGAGAGAUUGUUCAAUGAGAUCCCUAGUGUGGGAGACAAAGACAAAUGUAAUCCCGUGGAGGAUGAGGGUAACCUCCAAACUACCACAACUGGUGAAACAGAAACUCCUAGUCCGGACACUAAAGCUCACGAUAUGCAACAGUCUGCCUGGAUAAAUGCCCUGUUUGGACGGUUUGUCUGGAACAUUUUACAUGAUAGGAAGUGGGAGAACCGUAUCCGAGAGAGAAUCGUUAAAAAGUUGUCCUCAGUUAACACCCGACACAUCAGUUCAGUAGAGCUCAAAAGUUUCGAAUUGGGAAACAGUGUUCCUUUGAUAACCAACACGUACCUACCCAAGAUAGAUCACCAGGGUGUUUGGUCAGAGAUGGAUCUGGAGUGGUCGGGUGAAGUUUCCUUAACUUUGGCUGCUCGUAUAAACUCCAAAUCAUCCGCUCAAGGGGACAACUCUAAAACUUUCGAGGUCAAGUGGCAGGACGGGAAUAUCGUCAAACUUUCAGGGCCGAUGAAGCUGGAGAGUGAACGAGGAACGGAGCAGGCUCCCAGCAGCUCAGGGAAACUUGCUAAACUGUACAGACUUAUAGAGAAGAUAGAGAUAGGGGUUUCUGCUAAGGUUACCCGAGUUUCUGGGAGGCUCUGUGUUAAUAUUCCUCCCCCUCCCACUGAUUGUAUCUGGUACGGGUUUACAGAACCACCUGAGCUGAAAAUACACCUUACACCAAUCCUGGGAAGAUGGAUAUCGCUGGACUACAGACCCAUUACAAACGCGCUGGAAAAACAGUUGCAGUCUGUUUUUAACGACACGUUCGUAUUACCAGCUAUGGAGAACGUGGUGAUGCCAGGAAUGUCUCGUAACAUGUCACGUGAUAUGGUGAUAAACACAGAAAAUACCGUCCCGGACACCCUUGAUGUGACGCAGCUGCUGGACCAGGUCCCAGGAGAGAACGAGCUACUGGACGUGGCUACAUCAGGGGGGAGUUCCAGGUCCAGAUCCAGUUCUAUGAGAAACAGUCCUGUUAUUUAGAAAGAUUUUGGACUUGGAGAGAUUUUGUUGUUUUGAGAGAUUUUAUGGGGGCAUGAUUUUGUGUUAAGUAUUUUCCGAAGUGUAAAAUAAAACUGAGGUUGGACAAAACAUUAUUAUUUUGUUUCAUCUUGCAGUACGAUUGUUCUAGAUAUUAAGGGAUGGGGGAGAUGACUCAAGCGAGAUGCUGUGAAUGUAGCUUAUGUUGAUGCUCAAUUUGUCGAGGGAUCGUUUAAAUAAAACGUAGGCCAUGACGAUUUUAUUGAACAUUUUAAAUUGUUUAGAAAUUUCUCUGUCAUAAGGUUUCAACCUCCCUCCUAGGCUGACUCACAUCAUAUGUGAACGAUCCCCAAUAAACAUAUGAUGCUUUUAUCGUGUUACUGUUACUGUUAGUAUUGAACUCAGCUGGCCACGGAUUUUAUAAAUCAAUUUAGAAACUUUGUUUUGAUUUUUCAUGCUUGGAGCUGUUCUCUCUUAUUCUGUAAAAAAAUUUAGCUGUAAUAUACUGAACGAGGUAUCAUAGAUGUAUAUUCACGAACCCUUCAAUAUUUUGGGUGGGAUAAUGGUAUCCAUUAAAAUAUAGAUUUUAAAUGAUCAACCAAAUCUAAUCGCGGGCGACUAUAUUUGUUUAUUUGUUGUUUUUUUUGUAAUAUUUUGCCAUUUUCUUAAAAGAAUAUUUUAACUGCAUGAAUGUAAUGAAUUAUUGUGCUUCCGGAAGCAAAUAUAUGAGGGUAUAACCAGUGUUUUCUAAGAUUUAAAUUAAAUAUAUAAAAAAUGUUGUUUUACUCCUGACUGUCGAUUUAAUUUGAAUGUUUGUCUCAGCUA
Messenger RNA from Bolinopsis microptera, 4185 nucleotides. RefSeq lists its product as uncharacterized. Lineage: Eukaryota; Metazoa; Ctenophora; Tentaculata; Lobata; Bolinopsidae. The record is from RefSeq and is a predicted model, not a curated record. Gene Ontology annotation, cellular component: endoplasmic reticulum. The coding region runs from base 40 to 3363 and encodes 1107 amino acids. The transcript has 13 exons. Gene Ontology annotation, molecular function: lipid binding.